Kogia breviceps (pygmy sperm whale) is the source of this 1446-nucleotide messenger RNA. RefSeq names its product RecQ mediated genome instability 2 (gene RMI2). Gene Ontology annotation, biological process: maintenance of rDNA; regulation of sister chromatid segregation; negative regulation of double-strand break repair via homologous recombination. Gene Ontology annotation, cellular component: cytosol; nuclear speck. The record is from RefSeq and is a predicted model, not a curated record. NCBI's taxonomy places the organism in Eukaryota, Metazoa, Chordata, Mammalia, Artiodactyla, Physeteridae.
AUGGCGGCGGUGCCCACGGCCUCUUUGCAUGGCGAGUGCACCACGGCCGUGAGGCUGCCGCGGUCGCCGCCGCUCAAGAUUCUGGCGGAGCAGCUGCGGCGCCACGCGGAGGGCGGCCCGGGCGCGUGGCGGCUGUCGCGGGCGGCGGCGGGCCGCGGGCCGCUGGAGCUGACGGCCGUGUGGAUGCAGGGCACGGUGCUGGCGGCGAGCGGCGGCGAGGCGCGGCUGCGGGACCCGAGCGGGGCCUUCUCGGUUUGCGGCUUGGAGCGGGUGCCGCGCGGGCGGCCCUGCCUUGUCCCAGGAAAGUAUGUGAUGGUGAUGGGAGUGGUUCAGGCCUGCAACCCAGAGCCAUGCCUGCAGGCUGUGAAGAUGACAGAUCUUUCUGAUAAUCCCCUCCAUGAAAGCAUGUGGGAGCUGGAAGUGGAAGAUUUACACAGGAAUAUUCCUUAGAGGAUGAUGGAACCGUCGAUAAAAACAACCAAAAUUCAGAAACAACUUAGGUUCUUAUACCAUAUGGAUUUCAUGGACAUCACUCAAUAUGUAUUUCUCAAAAGUUUAUCAGAGAGCUUUGCUCUGAGGAGUCUGGAUGUAGGAUUUCUAAAUGCUGGGACACUCCAGUGAACUCAGCCCCUGCUGCCCCUUGCUUUGACUGUUUGCUGAUGAAAAGCAGAUGUUUUGUUCUCUUUCUCUUUUUCUCUCCUUUUUUUAUUUAUGUGUGUUAAUUCUCUCUCUCUAAAGCACACAGAAAUCUCAUGUUGCAUUUUCCAAGUUUUACAAGUGAUGAUACUUUUUCCAUUACCACUGCAACCCUACUUUACGAGGCAGAAUUUGAACCUCAGUCAUUGUCCACAGAGAGUAAAGUGUGUGGUUAUAGGCAGGAAAAGAGGCUGCAUAAAAAAGGAAUGACCUCAUGGCUCCGCAGUCUUCUCCAUCAACAGCUUCCGUAUCCAGUUUGCUAGUCAAACGGCAUUUUCUAACUGCAGGCACUGGGGCCUCUCAAAGACACAGCCCUCUUUCUGCUUCAGAUGCCACUCAGCCCUAAAUGUGUAAGGUCCAUUCCCUGCAGAUGUGGACGAUGAUGGCUGCCCUCCUUCCUUCACUUAGGGCUGUUGAAACACUUUCAGAAUUUCUUGUUGAAACUAAAAAUCAAGACUAAGAACAACUUCCAGGCAUGAACUAAACUUCUGCCUCAUAACUUUUGGGGAGACACUGCGAGGAGGCAGCCUCCUGGUUAGAGUCUUUACGUUGUUUUUGGUAGGGAAUGUCCUUUUGUUGUGAUUGUGUUCAGUGUUGGGUGGCUGCUCUUCACUUCUUACACAACCUUCACUUGGCCUUAGACUGUAAAUAUCAAGGGGGUCAGGUUAUGUUCCUCAUUGCUAUGGAGUUUUGCUGGAUUAUUUAUCUCUACCACUAGGAAAUUGUUUUCUAUGCCGUAUUUUUUAAAAU